UUCUCGUGAUCCUGUUUUGCACAUUACAGAAGCAGUACUAACAUAUGAAGUACUGGCAAAAAGUACUCGAAAUUUUGAUGUUAUUAACGUUAGACGUUAAUAAGAAUUGAAGCAUAAUUAAUAUUAUAGCUAGAGUUUAGAAGAAAAAUGGAAAUGAGAGAAACCUCAAGAAGAUCACCUGCAACGCAUUUCGUGGAUAUCCAUGAAGUACCAGAAGUCGAAGACGAAGAACAUGAAGAAGAUAAGCCCACGAGAACGGCUGAAAAACAAGAGAAACGUUUUAACAAAGCAAUCAAAGCCCGAGAAGUGAAGAAGCCUAACCGGAAUUUCAGCAGGCAAGUGUCGCUGGAAACUGGAUUUUCAGUGCUGAAUGGAGAUAAAAGGGAGAGGAAGGCAUUGCCAAGAAGUGGAAAAAGUUUUGGUGGAUUUGGUUCUGCUUAUGCAACUGGUGCAGAAGUGAGGAAAGGGGACUUUAGCAUAUUCAAGACAAAAUCUACUCUUGUUAAGCAGAACUCCAAGUUGCCACUGAGAAAGGAAAGUGGGGUUGAUCUUCAAUACAAUGAUGUCUCUGGAGGGAUUGAUGAGUCAGUUAACGAAAGCGUUCCUGCUGGAAGAUACUUUGCGGCUCUCAGAGGCCCUGAACUAGACGAAGUCAAGGAAUCUGAGGACAUACUUCUACCCAAGGAUGAGAAAUGGCCCUUCCUCCUCCGUUUCCCCAUUGGUUGCUUUGGUAUUUGUCUAGGCCUGAGCAGCCAGGCCAUUCUUUGGCGGGCCCACUAAAUUCCUCCAUAUUACACCACUGAUCAACCUAGCAAUCUGGCUGCUAGCUUUAGGUGUACUUGUCGCAGUUUUCAUCACGUAUGCAUUGAAAUGUGCUUUCUAUUUCGAAGCUGUGAAAAGAGAAUACUUUCACCCUGUUAGAGUCAACUUCUUCUUUGCCCCAUGGGUCGUCUGCAUGUUCUUAGCCAUUGGCGUGCCAUCAAGUAUUGCACCAAACACUCUGCAUCCAGCCGUCUGGUGCACGUUCAUGGCGCCCAUCGUCUUCCUUGACUUAAAAAUAUAUGGCCAGUGGUUGUCGGGAGGAAAAAGGCGUCUCUGCAAAGUAGCAAAUCCUUCCUCCCAUCUGUCAGUGGUUGGAAAUUUCGUGGGAGCGAUUCUGGCUGCAAAAGUCGGGUGGUCAGAAGCAGGGAAGUUCUUGUGGGCAAUCGGUUUUGCUCAUUAUCUUGUAGUGUUUGUGACGUUGUAUCAGAGGUUGCCGACAAGUGAGGCAUUGCCUAAGGAACUCCACCCUGUGUACUCCAUGUUUAUUGCAACUCCAGCCGCAGCUAGCAUUGCUUGGGGAGCUAUUUAUGAUGAAUUUGAUGGCUUGUCCAGGACCUGCUACUUCAUUGCACUAUUCCUCUAUUGCUCAUUGAUCGUGCGCAUCAACUUCUUCAGGGGAUUCAGGUUUUCAGUGGCAUGGUGGUCUUACACCUUUCCCAUGACAACAGCUUCAAUAGCAACCAUCAAAUAUGCAGAACAGGUCCCUUCUGUAGUUAGCAAGGGCCUGGCUUUGACACUAUCAUUCAUGUCAUCAACAAUUGUGUCUAUACUGUUAGUUUCAACGCUUCUCCAUGCUUUUGUGUGGAAAACAUUGUUCCCCAACGACCUUGCCAUCGCCAUAACAAAGAGAAGACAAGGCAAGGAGAAGAAACCAUUGAAGAAAGUGUAUGACAUAAGACGUUGGACGAAGCAGUCACCACUGUCAUUUGUUUCAAACAUAGGAAAGCAUAACUCAGCAGAGCAUAAUUCAACAGAUAAAGGAUAAUAAGGUGGAUAAAUAAGACAAAGAACGAUGUAAGAUCAUGUAAGAGAGAGACAGUAAUGCAUUUGUAGUUUGAAAAAUCAUUCACCUAGGACUUACAUGGAAGCGAUACUGAACUAUGGUCAGAUUUAUCAUUGUUGUAAUAAUUUCCAGGUCAUUGUAUGUAGAUCAAAAAUUGAGAGCUAGAAAAACUAUGAGAUCAAGGAGAGCAGUCAGUUAUUAUGUAAUGGUACAACCAGUUUCUUGCAAAUCAAUACAUCAUAGACAAUUCUAUUA
Sesamum indicum (sesame) is the source of this 2080-nucleotide messenger RNA. NCBI's taxonomy places the organism in Eukaryota, Viridiplantae, Streptophyta, Magnoliopsida, Lamiales, Pedaliaceae. The record is from RefSeq and is a predicted model, not a curated record.